GGGGGGGGAAAAGAGAGAAAGAGAGAAGAAAGAAUUGAGCGAACGACCGAGAAAAAGAAAAGCGAGAAUUGGUGAUAAAGCCGAGCGACGGCCCAGCGACCUUCCGUUAACGGAGGGAGAGCCGGGCGCGGCCCCGCGGCCCGCCGAACAGCCGCCAUGAACAGCGUGGGAGGCGCCGACGAGAUCGGAAAACUCUUUGUGGGUGGCCUGGACUGGAGUACAACGCAAGAAACUCUUCGUGGCUACUUCUCCCAGUAUGGGGAGGUUGUAGACUGUGUAAUAAUGAAAGACAAAACAACCAACCAGUCUCGAGGAUUUGGAUUUGUCAAAUUCAAAGAUCCCAACUGUGUGGGAACAGUGCUGGCCAGCAGACCUCACACGUUAGAUGGCCGAAACAUUGAUCCAAAGCCAUGUACACCCAGGGGGAUGCAACCCGAAAGGACACGGCCAAAGGAAGGAUGGCAGAAAGGAUCCAGGAGUGAUAACAAUAAAUCAAAUAAAAUUUUUGUUGGUGGGAUUCCUCAUAACUGUGGCGAGACUGAGCUCAGGGAAUACUUCAAGAAAUUCGGAGUGGUCACUGAAGUUGUAAUGAUCUAUGACGCAGAGAAACAGAGGCCCCGAGGUUUUGGAUUUAUUACUUUCGAGGACGAACAAUCAGUGGACCAGGCUGUCAACAUGCAUUUUCACGACAUCAUGGGCAAAAAAGUGGAGGUGAAACGUGCAGAACCUCGUGAUAGCAAAAGCCAAACUCCAGGGCCCCCCGGUGCCAGCCAGUGGGGAAGCAGGAUCAUGCCAAGCGCUGCCAAUGGCUGGGCAGGGCAGCCCCCUCCGACCUGGCAACAAGGUUAUGGCCCUCAAGGGAUGUGGGUGCCAGCUGGACAGGCAAUAGGUGGAUACGGCCCACCUCCUCCGGGACGAGGAGCUCCCCCACCUCCUCCUCCGUUUGCCUCAUAUAUUGUUUCCACACCUCCGGGAGGAUUUCCACCUCCACAAGGAUUCCCACAGGGCUACGGCACCCCUCCACCAUUUACUUUUGGUUACGGUGCUCCUCCUCCUCCACCUGACCAGUUUGCCCCACCUGGAGUCCCCCCUCCACCUGCCACUCCAGGGGCAGCACCACUAGCUUUUCCUCCACCACCGCCGCCAUCUCAGGCAACUCAGGACAUGAGCAAACCCCCAACUGCUCAGCCAGAAUUCCCUUACAGUCAAUUUGGGUAUGGACAAGACUUGAGUGGUUUUGGACAAGGUUUCUCUGAUCCCAGCCAGCAGCCCCCUCCCUACGGAGGCCCCUCGGUGCAGCCCUCCAGCGGUCCGCCUGCAGGAGGAAGCGGUUUUGGACGAGGACAGAACCAUAACGUGCAAGGAUUCCACCCCUACCGGCGCUAGCAGCGCUGUGCUGGCAAUCAGGGAAUUCUGCCCACGUGGAUGCCUGGCACAGCAGGACCCAGGGAUCCCAGACUUCUGAACUUGUGACAAUCACAUACUUGAUGGAAGAAAAACCUAACAACGUUUUUUUUUUUUGUUUUUUUUUUUUUGGGGGGGGGGGUGGGGGAAGAUGGCUUCUGAAGGCAAAGCUGUGGGUGUUUGGACUGCAGUUUUUAAACAUUUUCCUUUCUCUUAACCCAUCAGCACAAAUAAAGAAAAUGUCACUGGUUCAAACUA
Tympanuchus pallidicinctus (lesser prairie-chicken) is the source of this 1662-nucleotide messenger RNA. It is a transcript of the gene DAZAP1, whose product is annotated as DAZ associated protein 1. Bases 157 to 1386 code for a protein of 409 amino acids. Gene Ontology annotation, molecular function: RNA binding. The record is from RefSeq and is a predicted model, not a curated record. Lineage: Eukaryota; Metazoa; Chordata; Aves; Galliformes; Phasianidae. The transcript has 12 exons. Gene Ontology annotation, cellular component: cytoplasm.